AUGAAGCUCUUCUCCUGCCUACUGGUUGUUCUCCUCUUCCUCUUCCAGGCUGCUCCAGGUCUCGGCUUGCCCAAAGAUACCUUACGUUGUGUUCGCUACCACGGUUUCUGCUUCCAACCAAAAGCCUGCCCACCGCCAUUUGCUGCAUUCGGAACUUGCUCUGAACGUCAGAAAACCUGCUGCAUAGACGCUACAUCAAACCUCCAUACUUGUCAAGAAGAAGGGGGCCACUGCGUACCUCCGAAAAUCAAAUGUCUGCAAGGGCAGCUGGGACUUUGCCCUCGCAAAGGAUGGAAGUGCUGCAAAGAAGUGCAAUAA
Messenger RNA from Cygnus atratus (black swan), 318 nucleotides. RefSeq names its product gallinacin-11-like. Gene Ontology annotation, biological process: defense response to Gram-negative bacterium; defense response to Gram-positive bacterium; innate immune response in mucosa. The transcript has 3 exons. Bases 1 to 318 code for a protein of 105 amino acids. Gene Ontology annotation, molecular function: CCR6 chemokine receptor binding. Gene Ontology annotation, cellular component: extracellular region. The record is from RefSeq and is a predicted model, not a curated record. Lineage: Eukaryota; Metazoa; Chordata; Aves; Anseriformes; Anatidae.